ACCCUGCAGAUGCGCAAGCCCUACACAAUCACCAAGCAGCGCGAGCGCUGGACGGAUGAGGAGCACGACCGCUUCGUGGAGGCGCUGCGCCUCCACGGGCGGCAGUGGCGCAAGAUAGAGGGCCAUGUCAAGACCAAGACUGCCGUGCAGAUCCGGUCGCACGCCCAGAAGUUCUUCAGCAAGCUCGAGAAGCAGCAGAUGCAGCUGCAGGCGGGGCUGCAGCCCACCCUGGACCUGGCGGUGCCGCCGCCGCGCCCCAAGCGCAAG
Messenger RNA from Chlorella variabilis, 267 nucleotides. RefSeq lists its product as hypothetical. The record is from RefSeq and is a predicted model, not a curated record. Gene Ontology annotation, molecular function: DNA binding. NCBI's taxonomy places the organism in Eukaryota, Viridiplantae, Chlorophyta, Trebouxiophyceae, Chlorellales, Chlorellaceae. The annotation marks the transcript as partial. The transcript is spliced from 3 exons.